AUGCUUCUCCCGAGAUUGGGUCUUUUGCCCUUGAGGCCUUUGAGCAUUUCAUCCCGUCUCCAUAAUAAUCCAUUUCUUUAUCCAACAUCCUUCACGGACCUUGCUUCAAAGAUAGAACAGCAUCUUAGGAAGUCUCCAUCUGAAGAAAAUGUUCUAAAUGCAUUGACUGCCUUGAGAGACUUUCAAAGCUCAGUUCACGAAAGUGACAAAUUCGAGACAGAUCCUGUGAACAAAAAGCUCUCGGAAGAGAUUUCUCACAUUUUGCUAGAUGAGAAAGUUGACUUCUCCUCAGACCUUUUGCGCAAAAUACUACUUCUAAAACUUCCUCCCAAAUGGUCUGUUUCAAUUCUUCAAAACUAUUAUGAGAGGAAUCCAAAAGCAACUGUUGACAGGGAAACCGCUUUAAUUCCAUUUCGUCACAGUUUGCUCGACGGGGACCUUCAGAAUGCCUUGAAAAUCACUGAUAUAACUACAGGACACCCUAAUUACAUUUCCCAGAAGGAUUCACAGAUGCGGAAGGGCAUCUACAAGCUUGCAGCCACAGCUAUAGCUGUUACUUUUUUUUCGAAAGUUGGAGUAAACCAGGUCAUUGAGUGGGGUUGGCUCUCUUCUACUUGGAAACACUUGAGUUCACUUAAUGCUAUGAUAUUGACCUAUAUAUUGAAUUCGAGUUUCUUUGUUACCAUCGUCAAGUUCGGCCGUCAAAAGAGUGCUGCUGGCGGCGAUUUUUUGACCUGGCAAAAAGGCACGUUCUAUACCCAUUGGUAUAAGCAUGCAGAUGAGAUGAACAUGUGUGCCAGGAUCAUGCAAGCAGACUUAUGGCUCAACGGUGGCCUUGAAAAUACGCCCAGUCUUAUACAAGAGCUUUGCAGAAAGGAUGAUUCUCUCGAUACAGGUCGGAAUCCAGUUGCAAAGUACAAUCGCGAUGGAAAGAAAGUUCGUUUGCUCGAGCCCAAGGACAACAUUGAGGAUUUGAAGAUGCAAGCUUACUGGAUGAGCGGAGGUGAUGGCUUUGAGUGGGUCGAGCCUGACCAGGAUCCAGCAGAAAUCAUUUGGAGAAUGCAUUUGGAGAAACUCCGUAGGCCGCAAGUGGGAGCGGGAGAUCAAAAGAAUCUCAAAUGGGCCGAGGAGCUUAUCGAGCCCCCUCAGCAGCCUCCUCAACAGCAGGUGUAA
Candidozyma auris is the source of this 1173-nucleotide messenger RNA. RefSeq lists its product as uncharacterized. NCBI's taxonomy places the organism in Eukaryota, Fungi, Ascomycota, Pichiomycetes, Serinales, Metschnikowiaceae. The record is from RefSeq and is a predicted model, not a curated record. The transcript has a single exon. The coding region runs from base 1 to 1173 and encodes 390 amino acids.